AUGAACCACCAGCGCCAGGACCCGUCCACCGGGGAGACCCUCAUCUGUGCCAAAUGUCCACCCGGCACGCACAUGGCCGCGCACUGCACAGCUGCCACGGUCACCAGGUGCGCGCCGUGCAAAGGCGAACUGUACACCGAGCCGUGGAACUACCUGCCCUGCUCUAUUUGUGGGCCUCCCAGGUGUCUGUACUGCAACAACUUCUGCUAUGAGAAGCAGGAGGUGGAGAAGGAGUAUUGCAGCUGGACGCGAAGCAACAGGGUCUGCCGCUGCAAAGAGGACUUCUGCUGCGCCGAUAACUUCUGUAUCAGACACACGGAGUGCGGCCCCGGACACGGAGUUCAAACGAAAGGUACAUCACAAAGCAACACUGUUUGUGAAGAAUGUGCCGAGGGCUUCGUCUCUAACUCAUCUUGCGCAAGCGGACAGAUAGUGCUCCUGCCCGGCUCCAUCUACCACGAUACGAUGUGUGGCACCUGCGAGGAUCUUGGAAAUGGAGGUAUGUCCAGAGCUUUCCUCUCGGGAUUCUUCAGUAUGCACAGGAUGCGCGUGCAGGAGGUGGAGAAGGAGUGUACGGCGCUCAGCAACAGGGUCUGCCGCUGCAAAGAGGGCUUCUGCUGCGCCGAUAACUUCUGUAUCAGACACACGGAGUGCGGCCCGGACAAAGAGUUCAAACGAAAGGCAGAUUGCAGCUGGACGCGAAGCAACAGGGUCUGCCGCUGCAAAGAGGACUUCUGCUGCGCCGAUAACUUCUGUAUCAGACACACGGAGUGCGGCCCGGACACGGAGUUCAAACGAAAGCAUUCUUCUAUGAACCACCAGCGCCAGGACCCGUCCACCGGGGAGACCCUCAUCUGUGCCAAAUGUCCACCGGCACGCACAUGGCCGCGCACUGCACAGCUGCCACGGUCACCAGGUGCGCGCCGUGCAAAGGCGAACUGUACACCGAGCCGUGGAACUACCUGCCCUGCUCUAUUUGUGGGCCUGUCUCAGAGAUAG
Messenger RNA from Chelmon rostratus (copperband butterflyfish), 999 nucleotides. RefSeq lists its product as uncharacterized. The record is from RefSeq and is a predicted model, not a curated record. The transcript is spliced from 8 exons. NCBI's taxonomy places the organism in Eukaryota, Metazoa, Chordata, Actinopteri, Chaetodontiformes, Chaetodontidae. Gene Ontology annotation, molecular function: protein binding. Bases 1 to 999 code for a protein of 332 amino acids.